UUAUGAAAGGCGAAAUCUCUCCAUGCGCAGCUGUUUCAAAACCGAGGAGAAGCAGGUCAUCUCGGAGGAACCGGCUUGAAGACAGCCCCUGUUUGUUCGUCGCUGUCCGUUGCGCGCGUGUGAGCCGCUUUCCGCCUUCGCGUGCCUCCCGCAUCGCUCGGCUUUAACAACACAAGCCACGGGGACGAGCCAGCGUUAGCCGAGAAGGGAAGUGCGCUCCGUCUUCUCUUUCAUCAGGCAGAUGCUCCAAGCCGCCCAGCUUGACAGGAGUGAUGGGAUGUGUCGUCUAGAUGAGGCAGUCCUGGACAAUGUAAUCGCCCUGAAGGAUUCAUCUGAGCAAGACCAAGGAGGAACAGGGAACGAGCAAGAAGAGGACAUCAGAGACACAGGGAUGGGCGUGGGGAAGAACACCACCUCCAAAGCAAUGGACAGUAGCAGUGAAGGAAAAUAUGAAGAGGAGAGCAAACACGGGGCAGAUUUCUAUCCCAUUCCGGUGGUGGUAAACGGAGUCAGCGGUGCCAGUGGAGACCAGGAUACUGAGAACACGGAGCUGAUGGCCAUCUACACUAAAGAUAAUCAAGGUGCUGAAAAGAGUUCCAUGUCUGAGACGUUGGACAGCACAGACAGUAUUGACGCAAGGAGGGUGGAUAUGAUCUAUACCAUUGAAGAUACCCCACCCUGGUACCUCUGCGUGCUCCUAGGUUUACAGCACUACUUGACAUGUUUCAGUGGGACUAUCGCGGUGCCGUUCCUCCUCGCUGAGGCGAUGUGCGUCGGCUUUGAUCAGUGGGCCACCAGUCAGCUCAUUGGGACAAUCUUCUUCUGUGUGGGGAUCACCACCCUGCUACAGACCGUACUGGGCUGCAGGCUGCCUUUGUUCCAGGCCAGUGCUUUCGCCUUCCUCGCACCAGCCAGAGCCAUCCUGUCACUAGACAAAUGGAAGUGCAACAACACAGAGAUUCCAGUGCUGAACGGCACAGAGCUCCUCCAUACAGAGCACAUCUGGCAGCCCAGGAUACGAGAGAUCCAAGGUGCCAUCAUCGUGUCAUCCCUGGUUGAGGUGUGUAUUGGCAUGCUGGGUCUUCCUGGGAUGCUACUGAAGUACAUCGGACCUCUGACCAUCACCCCCACUGUGGCCCUUAUUGGCUUGUCUGGUUUCCAGGCUGCAGGGGAGAGGGCUGGAAAACACUGGGGCAUUGCUAUGCUGACUAUCUUCUUGGUGCUGCUCUUCUCUCAGUAUGCCAGAAAUGUUCACUUUCCUCUGCCCAUCUACAAAGCCAAAAAGGGUUGGACAUCCUACAGGCUCCAGGUCUUCAAAAUGUUUCCUAUCAUAAUGGCCAUCCUCGUGUCGUGGCUGUUAUGUUUCAUUUUCACUGUAACUGACGUUUUCCCACCGGAGAAGGACAAGUACGGUUUCUACGCCCGCACGGACGCACGUCAGGGGAUCCUUUCAGUAGCACCGUGGUUCAAAAUCCCCUAUCCCUUCCAGUGGGGUGUUCCCACGGUGACGGCUGCAGGUGUGAUCGGCAUGAUGAGCGCCGUGGUGGCCAGCAUCAUCGAGUCGAUCGGAGACUACUACGCCUGUGCUCGCCUCUCGUGUGCUCCUCCACCUCCCAUCCACGCCAUCAACCGGGGGAUAUUUAUAGAAGGCAUCUCCUGUGUGCUGGAUGGUCUUUUUGGGACAGGAAAUGGCUCCACUUCCUCCAGUCCAAAUAUAGGCGUCCUGGGAAUCACAAAGGUGGGCAGCAGGCGUGUGAUUCAAUAUGGCGCUGCCAUGAUGCUGCUGCUGGGGAUCGUGGGUAAAUUCAGUGCCCUGUUCGCCUCUCUGCCUGAUCCAGUUCUGGGAGCUUUGUUCUGCACCUUGUUUGGUAUGAUUACAGCAGUGGGACUGUCCAACUUGCAGUUUGUGGACCUCAACUCCUCCAGGAACCUCUUCGUCUUGGGCUUCUCCAUCUUCUUUGGCUUGAUGUUGCCGAGCUACCUCAAACAGAACCCACUGGUCACCGGCAUUGUUGAAGUUGACCAAGUGCUAAACGUUCUCCUCACCACGGCGAUGUUCGUCGGAGGGUCUGUCGCCUUUAUUUUGGACAACACUAUCCCUGGUUCGCCUGAAGAACGAGGCAUCAAGAAGCUAAAGCGUGGCUCUGGUCUCAGUGCAGCAGAACUGGAAGGGAUGAGAUCCUACGACCUGCCGUUUGGAAUGGACUUCAUCCGCAGACACCCGAUCUUCAAGUACAUCCCCAUCAGCCCUUCGUUCACAGGCUACCACGGGGGGCGGCUACUAGAAGCCUGCAGGAACAGAAUGGGACACGGGGACAUGGUGAAGCGAGGGGAGGGAGGCACGGCACUUGGGGAGAGUCGGGUAUAGGCAGCAGGCUGGAAAAACCUUCAAGUGGUUAAAUUUUGGGGAGAAAGGAGUGGUACACUAAGAAAAAUUGAUGGGAGAGUGGAGGACAGAAGGAGCAAUGGAUUGUGUUGAAGAAAAUCUGAUACAACAACACACGCCCCCACCCCAUCACUAUGCGUUUUUCUUAGCUUGUGUCAGUCUCUUCCCUUCCCACUUCCCACUAUGCUAUUUUAAGCAUGCUAUAGCAAGUCAUAGCAUGCUAUAAAAGAUGUCACCAUGUGGAGAUCAGUCUGUUUGUGUGUAUGUGUGUAUAAUAUGCAGCAAGAGGUGGAGAGCUUGUGCAUUAAUGCACUUGAAUCCAGAAGGAGACAGAUUGACAUCAGGCAGUCAGGGCUGAAUGUCUGAUUCACUCACUCAUGAUCUCUGCUAAAUUAUUGCCCAAAUAAUGUUAUAUACAUUCUACUUAAAGCACACUAAACUGGAUUAUAUCAACUGAGGAUCAUGUUAGGAAUUAUUCGCCUGGGGAUUUGUUAUGCAACCACACAUGCACACAGCAGCAUCCGCAGUAGAAUUAGCUCGGGCGCUGCAUUGGACGACAGGGGUCAUGCAUAUUGAUAGAAGUAGUUUGUCAGGUGUCCUUAGCCAUUCAAAGUGAUUGUGAGAUUUAUUUUUGCACUAGCUUCCUCCUGAGUUCAAGACUACAAUGUCACUUCAAGCUUCUUCAGUAAAACACACAGCAGUUAAAGAGGCUCACAUCCCAUAGUAUUUGGCAUGAGAGUACUAAUAUUCACUAGACCUCACACAUUAUUGGACAAAGAAAAUCACUAACAUACCAGUUUACAUCCCUUUAUGAUGUGUCAGUAUUAUGCAUCAGUUACUAAAAAGACCAAAACUGCUUUUCCUGAACACAACCAUUGUUUGUAAGAUUUUUUUUUUAUUUUUAAAUUUGUAUCUGAUAACCUUUUAUUUGCAUGUUGGCACUUAAAUAAUGAGUCAGCUUUUAAUAAUGCCUCUGUCAUGGUGGCAGCAGAGCAUUUACAAAAGCUGCAGUAAUACGCACAGUAACACGGACAUGUGGCCUUGUCAGGGAGACUUUGUGUGUGUCUAUAUAUGAUACGAGGUGUGAAACUGAAUGACAACAUGAGAAUGUGUUCUCGCAAGGAUCUGUGGAUGUAUACUAUGGUAGGCUUUACCUAAAGGCUGCACCCUAAAUGAUUAUAAUUGUACUGGGAUGUAAGGGCAGUGUUUUUGUUGACUAUAGAGUGUAAAUCUAAUGGCUUAUUUUUUUGUUCCCUGUGUUGACUCAAGUGGAGUGUGGGGUUUUGCAUCAGCCAGUCAUGACUUUCAUUAUCAGUGUUCACUUGUUUAAUCGUGGUUGUGACUUUUUCACAUUCCUCCUCUUCCUCAGUCAUCGAUACACAUCCCACUUUCAUCUCACAAAGUUUCAGAGCAUCUUGCAGCCUGUACUGCAUUAACCCAGCCAUGACCCCCC
Messenger RNA from Archocentrus centrarchus (flier cichlid), 3839 nucleotides. RefSeq names its product solute carrier family 23 member 2 (gene slc23a2). Lineage: Eukaryota; Metazoa; Chordata; Actinopteri; Cichliformes; Cichlidae. Bases 242 to 2368 code for a protein of 708 amino acids. The record is from RefSeq and is a predicted model, not a curated record. The transcript is spliced from 16 exons. Gene Ontology annotation, molecular function: transmembrane transporter activity. Gene Ontology annotation, cellular component: membrane. Gene Ontology annotation, biological process: transmembrane transport.